Molecule: messenger RNA, 2141 nt
Organism: Dicrocoelium dendriticum
Lineage: Eukaryota; Metazoa; Platyhelminthes; Trematoda; Plagiorchiida; Dicrocoeliidae
Source: the annotation of a GenBank genome assembly
AGCCUGUGUACUGAAUGAAGGGGUCACUCGAUCCGGAUCGCCGCGUGACUCUCCUCUUGCUGAUAGACGAUCAUCGGCCUCCAUUGUUAUGAAUACGUCGAGCCAAAGCGCCAGCAUCAUACAGGCAUCGGUCUCGGGCCCCUCCGGUAGCGCCGAACAACUACAACAACGUACCGCUCUGACUUGGAUUCUUGCUUUCGUUGAAUUGGACCGCGCACAUUUAUUGGCUUUCGCCUCGAGCAUCAUUGGUGCUGUUUUGCCUUGCUUUUCGCUUAGUGGGACCCCAGAAACUCUACGGGAUCGCCGAACCUCCUUAGAGAUUGCAGUCCAGAUUAAUGAAACUUUGAUGGGUUUUGUGGGAUCCAUUCAACCGAGCGUCGAUAGGAAGCCCUUCUCAGCACUCGAGAGAAAGAUCUUUGUGACCUCACCUCCAGAAAAUGGGGAUCGAAAGUUAGAGGAUAGAGAUUCUACUUGUAGUCUAAAACCGGAUCACAGCACUGUUCGGCAAUCAGCAAAUGCAAAGUCACCUACCACUGUACCUCACCAGCCCACCAUUUCUGCGGAUGCCAUUUUGGAAGCGAAUUUUCGACUGUUAGAUCAUCAUGGUCUGCUCACCCGAUUGGCCGCGAUACGCUGGCUCGAGAUACUCGCCAGAGUUCGUCCGAAAGAGGUUUUGGCUCACGUGAUCCGUCGGCUACCAGUCAUGCUGAAUCUGUUGGCCGAUCCCGCUGCUGAUGUAGUUCAUUCCGCCAUCCGCCUUUUGGGCAAUUUGUCUAUUCACUCAAAUAUAGUCGCCUUACUGGACAAGCCAAGUCUGGAAGCGCUAAAUAUUCCAGCAGACCUGUUCUGCAUUCUCGCUGCUCCUUCAGACAGUCAUACCGGCAUCUCAUCAUUUCCCCUUCGCAGCGCUGGGACGGACGCCGACGAAUAUGCCACUGGCACCAUUGUUGAUGAUGAUAGCACCAAGCCAGAUGGCUGUAAUCUAUUUGGCAUCCGUUUUAUGGUUGAUCUAGUUGGAUUUUUCGAUACAAAUGCUACUUUGCUUUCCCAACGGGGCGACGCGAUUAUCACCGACUUGUGCCACGUUUUGGGAGCCGACAUUGUCUAUGGUGCAAUGUCCGCAAUCAUUUCUCACACUAUUCACCUUCGGUCCGCCUCGGUUCUAGUGCGGGCUCUAAACCGCAUUCUGCUCACUCAACCGGCCUUGCAUGAAUUUCGAAAUCAGCUUCGUGCGAUCAAUACCAAGACUGGAUGCCACUUACUCGAGCGGCUGUAUCGCGCUUGGUGUCACAAUCCGGUCGCACUGCUCUCUUUGUUUAUGCUGACGGAAAUGUAUGAACAAUGCAGUAGGUUGAUCAAAUCCUUCGGUGAGAUUAGCAUGACUGUGGAUACAUUUGUCGACAUGGACCAACUUGUACAGUUGCUCGAAUCACCCAUUUUCGCCACUCUUCGGUUGCAUCUUCUCGACAAACGAUACAGUGCCCAUCUUCGCGAAACGCUGUAUUGCCUGCUUAUGUGCCUACCUCAGACGGAUGCGUUUCAAACGCUUUGGCGACGGGUUCAGUGCAUUCCUCCUACAGCCAACCUUUCGGAUUGGCAAGUUGUAUCUAGCAGGCCACAACCAGAUUUUGCACUGAUCAACUCGUGCAUCGAGUUUGACGCUUUGUUUGACCACUUUCAUGCACUGCAACAGAAGUACGCUAAGGUUCGUGUUGGAUGCCUGAGCUCCGCAUCAAGAAUGAACAAAGACGCUACUUCAAACGCGGCCACCGUGCUGCUUUUGGAUGAUGCUUUGCAAACUCAGAACAAUGCCCCGGUUGCCGGAAUUCGCGAUUUUGACUCGAUUUCAACCGGAUUGACAGCGGAUUACUUUGCGCAGAGUCUGGCGAAGCUCGGUAUCCAUAUACCCGAACAAACCCUGCUCCACAAUACUGGCGCACCCAGCCGGUGAUCAAUGUACGACCCGUCCUUUCUCUACGCAUCACGCGCCUCCGGCAGGAUAUCAACUCUUUUAUUACUUUGUUUUGAACUGGUUACUACCUUUCCUGAAUUCUACUGCGGCGACAUUAAUUCUUUUUAUAUUUUUAUCUGCCACUGAAUCAUUGAGAAUCGUGUUAAAAUGAAAUAUUUGUUGCAUCGCG